This is a messenger RNA of Loa loa (African eye worm), 1071 nucleotides long. RefSeq names its product transcription elongation factor S-II. Gene Ontology annotation, molecular function: nucleic acid binding; zinc ion binding. Gene Ontology annotation, cellular component: nucleus. NCBI's taxonomy places the organism in Eukaryota, Metazoa, Nematoda, Chromadorea, Rhabditida, Onchocercidae. The record is from RefSeq and is a predicted model, not a curated record. Gene Ontology annotation, biological process: DNA-templated transcription; transcription elongation by RNA polymerase II. Bases 1 to 933 code for a protein of 310 amino acids. The transcript is spliced from 8 exons.
AUGGCAUCCUGUGAAGAGGAAGUAUUGCGAAUCGGCAGGAAGUUCGAACGAAUGAUACAAGGAACUAAGACGAUGGACGAUGCUAUGGAAUUGUUGGAUGCAUUAUCUGCAUUACCUGUCGACAUAAAUAUCCUCACUAAAACUCGUAUUGGUAUGACAAUCAAUGAUUUACGCAAAAAAACCAGCGAUGAACAUAUUGCUAAGCGAGCUAAAGCUUUGAUUAAGGAAUGGAAGGUUUUAUUGGCGAAUAAAACGAGUAGUAGUAAGGGUGAUGCGAAAGAUGCGGUGGCAAAGAACAGUUCAUCACCAUCGGUUUCUUCAACUACAUUUAAUGAAAGCUCGAAACAUUUAUCGCAGUCUUCUGUAUCACAGAAGUGUACUUCAUCCGGUACAGCUAAUUCUUCAACGCCCACGCCUACAGCCAGGAAGCAGCUCCUUCCUGAUGAGGUCAGAAAUAAGUGCGCUACAAUGAUCCUCGAUGCUCUACUUUCAAAGGAACUGCCCGAUGGAACUCUUGACCCUGAAGAACUGGCAGUGCGAACUGAAAGGAAAUUGUUUGAGGUGCAUCGUGGUACUUCGGAAAAAUACAGAGCAGCCCUACGAAGUAGAGUGUUCAACCUGCGUGAUAAAAAGAAUUUGGUUCUCCGUGAAAACGUGUUGAUUGGUGCUGUGACUCCUGAGAAAUUUGCAGUAAUGACAGCCGAUGAAAUGGCUUCAGAUGAAAUGAAAGCACAACGGGAGAAAUUCACCAAACAGGCAAUUGAAGAAUAUCAGAUGGCAGUUCAGGAGGGAACUCCUUCCGACAUGUUUAAAUGUGGGAAGUGUGGGAAGAAAAACUGUACCUAUACACAAGUGCAGACGCGCAGUGCAGAUGAACCUAUGACCACGUUCGUUUUCUGUCGCGAAUGCGGCAACAGGUGGAAGUUUUGUUAGGUUCCGAUGAUGGAAGCGUUAUAGAUAAUGCAUUGGUAACUUGAUUACAGCUUUGUAUAGAAAUUUAUUUCCGAUACUUUUGUUUAUCGAAGUUUUAUAUAGCGCUUUGGGGUUUAAUUUUUUUCCCCUGACUCAAGG